UGGCCAAAAGCCUGAACUGCAAAACCCUUUUACUUCCGGGUCUCGGUGACAGCUUUUGAGUGCAAUUUCGAGGAUUUUAUAUCCCACUUUAGCGCACCGUGUUGCUCAGGUUUGCAGGUUAGUUGCAGGUUUCGUGAUGUAUCACCUGCCUGUACUAAAACACAGGCGCACACUCCUCGAAAGAGCGGAGAAGUUCAUCUCUGAUGUCUAUUUCACAGACUGUAAUCUUAGAGGACGGUUGUAUGGAGACUCUUGCCCACUGGAAACCAUUACUUCCUUCCUUUCGGCUAAAAGGAUCCCAUUCAGCGAAGCGUCCACGCAGAACUUUGCACCUUAUAAAGUGGGUGACACCUUUGGACCAACGUGGUGGACUUGCUGGUUUAAAGUGACCCUGACAAUCCCUGAGACCUGGACUGGGAAGGAGGUCCACCUUCUGUGGGAGUCUGAUGGAGAGGCCAUGGUUUGGAGAGACGGACAGCCAGUCCAGGUCAUUCUGCAGAUGUACGAUGUGGGCCUGACCAAGGAAGGUGAAAAAACAAGUUAUAUCUUGUCCGAAUGCCUGAAAGACUCAGAGCCCCACAGCGUUACACUUUAUGUGGAAGUGGCCUGCAAUGGGCUUUUUGGAGCUGGUCAGGGGUCGAUGAUUGCAGCUCCAGACCCAAACAGGAUGUUUUCUGUCCAAAAAGCAGAGCUGGUGGUAUUCAACAAGGACGUCCGGGCGCUGCUGACUGAUUUCGAGAUGCUCGUUGAUAUCGUUAAGGAGCUGGGGGAGGGAGAGCAGCGAGGAUACCAGGCCCUCUUCACUGUGAACGAGAUGGUGAACCUGUGCGACCCGGCUGAUCCCGGCUCUUUCUCCAAAGCACACAGUCUGGCUCACACGUUCUUCAGCCAGCGGAACGGGGACAGCCAGCACACCGUCCAGGCAAUGGGUCACUGCCACAUAGACUCAGCCUGGCUGUGGCCCUAUGAGGAAACCAUUCGCAAAUGUGGCCGCAGUUGGGUCACAGUGAUCAGUUUAAUGGAGAAGAAUCCUGACUUUGUCUUCACUUGCUCUCAGGCCCAGCAGUUCCAGUGGGUGAAGAGCUGGUAUCCAGGACUCUUUUCCAAGAUCCAGCAAUAUGUGAAGAAAGGCCAGUUCAUUCCAGUAGGAGGAACAUGGGUGGAAAUGGAUGGCAAUCUGCCCUCAGGUGAGUCCAUGGUCAGGCAGUUCCUGGAAGGCCAGCGCUUUUUUAUCCAGGAAUUUGGACUGCACUGCAAAGAGUUCUGGCUUCCUGACACAUUUGGCUACUCAGCCCAGCUUCCUCAAAUAAUGCAGGGGUGUGGCAUUUCCAAUUUUUUGACUCAGAAGUUGAGCUGGAAUUUAGUUAACACCUUUCCUCACAACACCUUUUUCUGGGAAGGUCUGGAUGGCUCCAAGGUUUUAACUCACUUCCCACCUGGAAAUUCUUACGAGAUGAAAGGCAAGAUAGAGGACCUGGUGAAAACUGUUAGAAAUAACAAAGACAAAGGCAGGGCCAAUCACAGUGCAGCCUUGUUUGGUUUCGGAGAUGGCGGAGGAGGACCCACGCAGCUGAUGCUGGACAGACUGCGUCUGAUCCAGGACACAGAUGGACUUCCAAGGGUCCAGAUGUCCAGUCCUGAUAGUCUUUUCUCACAGCUUCAGGCCGACUCGGCCCUGCUCUGUACCUGGACCGGAGAGCUUUUCCUUGAGCUGCACAAUGGCACCUACACCACACAGGCACAGAUUAAACGAGAGAACCGGCAGUGUGAGGCUCAGCUCCACGACAUCGAGAUUGCCUCCUGCCUGGCCCUGUGCCGGGAUAGGACGUUUCAGUAUCCUCAGGAAAAACUGCAGCAGCUGUGGAGGCUUCUUCUUCUGAACCAGUUCCACGAUGUGAUUCCUGGCAGCUGCAUAGGGAUGGUUGUGGAGGAUGCUCUGAAACAUUAUGAAGAGAUACGCCGCGACGGGAAUGCUCUGCUGCGUGAGGCCUUUGAUGCUUUAGGGUCAAAGGGCAGCUCGGUCGGCGUGUUCAACUCUUUGCCGUGGGAGCGCCGCGAGGUCAUCCAGAUUACCGAUGGCUCCAAGAAACUGGCUUUGGUCAGUGCUCCCAGUGUGGGUGUGAGUCCUGUCAAAGACACACAGCCUGUGACUCCAGUCUCCAUCACACUCCAGUCUGACGGAACGGUCCUCAUGGAGAAUGGGAUUUUAAAGACUGUUGUAAACAAAGAUGGCACUUUGGCCACUCUGAAUUUGACGGGUGCAAACAGAGAGGCGAUUUCUGACGGCUGUGUUGGGAACCAGUUUGUGAUAUUUGAUGACGUCCCCCUGUACUGGGAUGCUUGGGAUGUCAUGGACUACCAUCUUCAGACAAGGAAACCAAUUCUGGAGGUGGUAGAGCCUGUUCACGUGGUGUCCUCUGGAGGGCUACGAGGCAGUGUCGCCUUCACCCUGAGGAUCAGCGACAAAAGCACCGUCACCCAGGAGAUCGUCAUGGACGCCAUGUGUCCCUACAUUAAGUUCAACACAAAGGUGCAGUGGGCCGAGUCGCACAAAUUUCUAAAGGUUGAAUUUCCUGUGCGAGUGCGCAGCCCCAACGCUACGUACGAGAUCCAGUUUGGCCAUCUGCAGAGGCCCACGCACUGGAACACCUCAUGGGACUGGGCCAGAUUCGAGGUCUGGGGUCACAAAUGGGCCGACUUGUCAGAGUACAACUUCGGGGUCGCUCUUUUGAACGACUGCAAAUACGGAUAUUCCAUCCACAAGAACACGAUGACGCUGUCCCUCCUGAGAGCUCCAAAGGCGCCCGAUGCCUUGGCCGACAUGGGGACCCACCAGUUCACCUACGCCGUCAUGCCUCACACAGGAUCCUUCCAAGAUGCUUCCGUCAUCCAGUGCGCAUACAACCUGAAUUUCCCUCUGAGGCUGAUCCCGUGCUCUCCCGAUUUGGUACCCUGGAGUGCGUUCUCCGUCAGUACCGAAUCUGUCAUACUGGAGACCAUUAAGCAGGCAGAGGACGGAAAAGGAACCGUGUUGCGUCUCUAUGAGUCAUUUGGGUCCAGUGUCACGGCAACACUGCGCACCACCCUUCCAGUCAGGGAAGCCUGGCAUUGUGACCUGUUGGAGAGACGAGACGCCACCCAGCCAGCACACGUAACAACAGAGGGAAUCGUUCUAAACUUCAAGCCUUUUCAAAUUGUGACACUUCUGAUUACUCUGUGAUUUAAAAAAAAAAAGUCUUUAGUGUCAUUCAUUUGCCUUUUUAAAAAGAUAAUCACCCUGUCCAGCGAUUACCACAAGAUCACUUUGGCACAUAAAAUCAAUAAAGAUUUGUACAACACA
Molecule: messenger RNA, 3340 nt
Organism: Menidia menidia (Atlantic silverside)
Lineage: Eukaryota; Metazoa; Chordata; Actinopteri; Atheriniformes; Atherinopsidae
Source: the annotation of a GenBank genome assembly